UUGGGCCUAUUUGAAAUCUCAAUCCAUUCCUGCUCCGAUUAGGGUUUGGAUCUUCUUCUUCUUUCACAGCGAUCUAGGGCGUGUUCUGCUUCUCUACGUCAAUCUCCAGGUCCGAUCAUGGCGACAGCGUCUGUGUCUUUUAAAUCACGAGAAGAUCAUCGAAAACAACUUGAGUUGGAGGAGGCCCGGAAGGCCGGGUUGGCUCCUGCUGAGCUUGAUGAAGAUGGAAAGGAAAUUAAUCCUCACAUACCUCAGUACAUGUCCUCUGCACCUUGGUAUCUUAAUGCCGAGAGACCGAGUUUGAAGCAUCAAAGAAAAUGGAAGUCUGAUCCGAAUUAUACAAAAGCAUGGUAUGAUAGAGGUGCCAAGAUCUUUCAAGCUGAUAAAUUUAGAAAGGGCGCUUGUGAAAAUUGUGGUGCAAUGACCCAUGACAAGAAGUCAUGCAUGGAUAGACCACGGAAGCUGGGAGCUAAAUGGACAAACAUGCAUAUAGCUCCUGAUGAAAAGGUGGAGACUUUUGAACUUGAUUAUGAUGGGAAACGUGAUCGUUGGAAUGGGUAUGAUCCUUCUACUUACGGGCUUGUUAUUGAGAGAUAUGAAGCGAGGGAUGAGGCAAGAAGGAAAUAUCUGAAAGAGCAGCAACUGAAAAAGCUCGAGGAGAAGAACAGUAACCAGAAGAGUCAGGAUCAGGUUAGUGAUGAAGAAGAAGAAGAAGAUGUUGAUGAUGAUGACUUGAGGGUGGACGAAGCGAAGGUGGAUGAGAGCAAGCAGAUGGACUUUGCGAAAGUGGAGAAACGUGUUCGCACAACUGGUGGCGGGAGUACAGGAACUGUGAGGAAUCUGCGUAUUCGUGAAGACACCGCCAAGUAUCUGUUGAAUCUGGAUGUCGAUUCUGCUCACUAUGACCCAAAAAAAGCGAGAUCCAUGAGAGAGGACCCUGUACCUGACAGUGAUCCAAAUGAGAAGUUUUAUGGAGGUGAUAACCAGUACAGAGUCAGCGGGCAAGCUCUUGACUUCAAACAGCUCAACAUUCAUGCAUGGGAAGCUUUUGAGAAGGGACAAGAUAUCCACAUGCAAGCUGCUCCAUCUCAAGCUGAGUUACUGUUUAAAAACUAUAAGGUGAUCAAGGAGAAAGUGAAGUCGAAAAUGAAGGACACAAUCAUGGAGAAGUGAAAUGCUGCUUCUGAGGAGGAGAUCCCAAGAGAGCUACUUUUGGGGCAAACGGAGAGAGAAAUCGAGUAUGAUCGUGCUGGUCGUAUUAUAAAAGGGCAGGAGACUGCUCUUCCAAAGAGCAAGUACGAAGAAGAUGUGUUCAUUAAUAACCACACUACUGUGUGGGGGUCAUGGUGGAAGGAUCACCAAUGGGGAUAUAAAUGCUGCAAGCAAAUGAUACGCAACAGCUACUGCACAGGCUCAGCGGGAAUCGAGGCUGCUGAGGCCGCAGCUGAUCUGAUGAAGGUGAACAUGGCGCGCAAGGAAGCUUCAGAAGAGGAACCUGAACAAAAUGAAGAAAAGAAUCUUGCCACUUGGGGUACUGAUGUUCCCGAAGAUUUGGUUCUUGACCAAAAACGCCUUGCAGAAGCUCUGAAGAAGGAGGAUGAAAAAAAGAAAGAAGAAAGGGAUGAACGAAAGCGGAAAUACAAUGUCAAGUGGAACGAUGAAGUAACCGCGGAAGAUAUGGAGGCAUAUAGAAUGAAGAAGGUCCACCAUGAUGAUCCUAUGAAGGAUUUUCUCCACUGAUUCGUCGUUUUCGGUUGUUAUGUUGUUAUAUGUAUAUAUAGCUUGACAAAAAAUUGGCCAAGUAAUGGUCAUGCACUUUGAAGAAUUUCUUGUCCAGGUACUCUUUUAAAAGAAACAUGGAGUUGCAUUGUCUGCAUUGCUGGAUUUUGCAGUGUUAAUUGUGAAAAAGUGUUCAAAUUACGUUUUUGCUGAGGGUGUUGUAGACAUUGACCCGGUUCUAUAAUCAGUUUUCUGCAAAUUUCUAA
Dioscorea cayenensis subsp. rotundata (Guinea yam) is the source of this 1985-nucleotide messenger RNA. Its product is annotated as pre-mRNA-splicing factor SLU7-like. Gene Ontology annotation, biological process: mRNA splicing, via spliceosome. The record is from RefSeq and is a predicted model, not a curated record. Gene Ontology annotation, molecular function: pre-mRNA 3'-splice site binding. Gene Ontology annotation, cellular component: spliceosomal complex. Lineage: Eukaryota; Viridiplantae; Streptophyta; Magnoliopsida; Dioscoreales; Dioscoreaceae.